Oppia nitens is the source of this 2595-nucleotide messenger RNA. RefSeq lists its product as uncharacterized. NCBI's taxonomy places the organism in Eukaryota, Metazoa, Arthropoda, Arachnida, Sarcoptiformes, Oppiidae. The transcript is spliced from 3 exons. The coding region runs from base 725 to 2452 and encodes 575 amino acids. The record is from RefSeq and is a predicted model, not a curated record.
UGUUUGCCAUCGAAAACUUGCUUCGACUCUAAUAAUCAAAUCGGGUGUUCAGUCUUCUCAUUCCUCCCAAUCCUCUCAUUAAUAGCUGCUAUACAUAAGCCAAGCAUUGCCCUCAACGCCACUAAAUGAUUGCUUCAAUACUAGACUUACAGUGUUUGUUGAGCUCUCUCUCUCUCUCUCUCUCUCUCUCUCACUCAGACAACACUAGUGUUGUGGCAGUUCAUUGAUAAGCACAGGCAUACAUCCCAGUGUGCUAUCAUUUCCCUACACAUGAACAUUGCAUUAUUUCAAGAAUCGGGUCUAUUAUCAACUGGUGUUUAACCAAUGCUUUAUUGUCACCAUAUAUUUGAUAUGUUGUGUGUAUGUGUGUGUGAUAUCGACUCAUACAGUAUAAUAUAAUUGUAUAUUAUUUUUUGAAAAGUGUUGUCAUUAUAAUUGAAACUUAUUUACUAAAUAAGACAUUUUAAAAAAAUACAUAUUUUAAUUGGCGAUAACAAAGUUUAGCAACAAUUUAAGUCGCAACUUAUACAUCAUUUUAUUGCUUGUAUUGUAGACAUCAUAUAAUGAUUACGAUUACAAAUAAUUUGAUUGUAUGCCAUACAUACAGUUAAAGGUCAUUCCCGCAAAUUGUUUAUGUCUGUGAUGUAUGUAAUUAGUGGUACAUUCAAGUCUUUCACCAAAUGAUUAGAUGUAAAACCUCUGUUUGAGAGGCAAUUAUCAUCAAAUGAUUCAUUACUUAGUGCCCACACGUGCCUACAAAAGGCUUAUCUAUUUUGUAUUUAUUUGGACGUGUGUCUGCUUUUUGGUGUUCCGAUUGGCCACUCGACCUAACGAUGCAUCACUGGACUAUAUGGACGGACACGCGGCACAGGUCAGGGGUCUUCUCCAGAAACUGCCGCUCGAUUACGCGUCAGGUUUUCUGGUGACACUGACGACAGCCAAAACAACGACAGCGGCCAUCAAAUCUGACAUCAGUGCCAAAGAUAUACUGAAUGUUGAGCCACAAGUAGACAACUCACCGCCACUUAAUGAAAAUGAAAUCUUAACUUCAUUGGCCAAUGACUCCAAUUUGCCGCUCACUUAUUGGGCAAAAAUUAAGAAAAAUCAAAACUUAAUGACCAAACAAGUGCUAAACAACGGUUCUAACCGGUCGUGUAAAGUGGAGUUCCCAAACCUCUAUGAACUCGACUAUAAUAAUAUUUAUUGGCAACGAAUGUCUGCAACAAACGCCACUUUCUAUUUAUACGGCGCUUACUUUGAUGACCGCUGGCGGGGCGGACCACUCGCCACAGUUAGGAUAUUAGCAAUGGUUGAUAGAGUUAGUCCACCGCCGACCACAUGUCAGUUGUGGUUCGACAAAAUACCGGUGCCAAUCAUAUCACCCGCCACUUAUGUCUAUGGCUGGUAUAGCAAAUGGGGUAACUAUAAGGACGGUCUGCUACAGCCGUACAUCAUUACCUGUAAAGUCCCCCGAAUUAAGGGGUUUCCCAAAGAGUUGGCACCCGAUUCUGUGUCAUUAGUAGAGGACAAGUGCAGUAAAGCGACAAACAAUUUAAAAGUUUUUAACAAUAGACCGAAAACCAAACAAGACUUUGCCGUUUGUGUCAAAGGAUUAGACUUUUUACACGAAGAUCUUAGCGUUAGAUUAGUUGAAUGGAUUGAAUUAUUGCAGAUAUUGGGCGCUAAAAAAGUGUUUCUUUAUAAUCUUGAAACGCAUCCAAACAUCAGCAAAGUAUUGGAAUACUAUAAGCAAAAAAAUGUGGUCGACUUAACCCCAAUCACACUCCCCGGCAAUCAACCAAAUUUACCGGGUUUUAGACACUUGUAUUUGAAAAACAAAUUAACACACAAACGCCAGAACGAGUUAAUCCCAUACAAUGAUUGCUUGUAUCGCAAUCUUUACAGUUAUGAUUAUCUGGCGCUGUUGGACAUCGAUGAGAUAAUUAUGCCCAUCACUCAUAACAACUGGUCUUCAUUGAUGAAUGAAGUCCAGAAGCUAUCGUUGGCAGAAAAAAAUUACACACGUGCCAGUUAUAACCUGAGGAAUGUUUACUUUCUGGACGAUCUGGGAGUCGGUGAGGAACAACUGAAGCACACGGAGCAUGAGGUGGGCAUUCCUCGCUAUCUACAUAUGUUGCAACACGUGUACAGAUCUCGCAACUACACGAAACCGGGACAGUAUGUCAAGUGCUUCCAUAAUACGGAGCGUGUGGUAUCACUUCAUAACCAUUUCCCACUUAACUGUUUCGGCUCGUGUACCACAUACUCAAUUAGUCCAGAGUCGGCACAUCUACAGCACUACCGCAAGGACUGUGUCGGUCCACUCAAAAACAGCUGUAAAGACUUUCGUGCCUACACUACACGCGACACAACUAUUUUCAAGUAUAAGGAGGAACUCAUCAAUAGGACAACCAGUGUUUUAAAUCAAUUGGGAUUUUUCCAAAACAAAUAGUGAAAUAAACUAUUUUUAAAAAUACUAUUAUUUGUGAUUACUUAUUUGUUAGUGAAAUAUAUUAAUAAAUCGGACACUUAAUGAUGAGCUAUUAUAUAACCAUUUUAAACACUUGAUCCCAAAUAUAUAUAAUCUUUUAGUUA